Messenger RNA from Histoplasma capsulatum G186AR, 789 nucleotides. RefSeq lists its product as uncharacterized. Bases 1 to 789 code for a protein of 262 amino acids. NCBI's taxonomy places the organism in Eukaryota, Fungi, Ascomycota, Eurotiomycetes, Onygenales, Ajellomycetaceae. The transcript has a single exon. The record is from RefSeq and is a predicted model, not a curated record.
AUGACGCCUCGUCCGAAACGUCCCCGCCCCAAGAUAAGCUGGUGGAAACGGAAAUGGUAUGUGUGGCGAGCGAAGGAGAGCCCGUUGAAGCUUCGAGGCAGCAUUAAACGCCUUCGCCAUCACAACAAGCGGCCGUACCUUGCCCUGCUGCGUCUUUUUCUACCCGCCUCUUUGACUUCAUGGUCAUAUCCAAUUCCCGAGCCUCUUCCUCCCCUGCGCCUGGUUGAUAAUCCAUCGCUUUGCUGGACACGACGAUGUGAAGGGGACUUGAAGAAUUUACAGGCAAUACCCCUCUGGCGCUCGCACGAUACUCCGCUGCGCUCUCUUUACCGCAUGUACGAGGUGACAAUGGCUGGAGAGAGCAUGAUCGUGGCGAUUGGGUAUGAAGUUGAAUAUUUCUGGUAUCAAAGUGGGCCUGCUUGGGAACUGCACUGUAUCCCUGAUCCGCAAGAUCCAGACCCUAUCCGCUAUGCGGUUCUUGCCUGCAUUGUCGAGUCCAUGCCUGAAGCUUUCAAUUUCAAGCUCAGCAUUGGGAUGCGAAGGGACAGAAAGAACGUUCCUCCUGGGGAUUGGGAUGGUGUGAACAAUCCAUACGCACCCUACACUUCAGUGGCUGGACCAGAAUGGACAAAGCAUGUACUCCCUAUCGAUAAGGACUAUCUACGAGACGUUAUGCCUGCGAGGAUGCUUGAUUCGGAAGGGAGACUUGUUCUCCACGAGGAAGCAGAGAGCGAGAUUUUCGCCAAGAGAAAUAUAGUUGCUACGGAGGAAAGGUUUUGGAGGAUAUAA